AUGGUUUAUCCAACUCUUUUCCAGCCCAUCAAAGUCGGCAACAACGUACUCCAACAUCGUGUUGUUCUGGCGCCGUUGACGCGCUUGAAAUCAACCGAGAAGGCACACGUUCCGACGGUUGGCCUGAUGAAGACAUAUUAUUCACAACGUUCUAGUCACCCAGGCUCCCUACUAAUUUCAGAAGCGACACUGAUUGCACCUCAAACGGGAGGAUAUGAUCAUGUCCCAGGUAUCUGGAAUCAAGAGCAAAUCAAGGCAUGGAAACAAAUUACCGAAGCGGUUCAUGCCAAUGGGUCAUAUAUUUUUCUCCAGCUUUGGGCCUUGGGACGUGGAGGAGAGUUCCGUAUCCGGGAGGCAGAUGGCUAUGAGACCGUUGGUCCAUCAGCUAUUCAAAAGCAACCUCUUUCUGUCGCCGAAAUCCACGAAUAUAUAGAGUGGUACGCCCAAGCGGCAAAGAACGCGAGGGAAGCCGGUUUUGACGGAGUGGAAUUUCAUAAUGCAAACGGGUAUCUUCCUGAUCAAUUCUUGCAGGACUUGAGUAAUCAACGGACGGAUGAGUAUGGGGGUAGCAUCGAAGGAAGGAGUAGAUUUGGUCUUGAAGCCAUCGACGCCAUCGUCAAGGCCGUGGGUGCAGAAAAAGUUGGAAUCAGAUUGAGCCCUUGGAAGACAUUCCAGAGCAUGGGAAUGACUGACCCUAUCCCACAAUUUUCUCACUUUGUCAAGUCACUCGCAGAUUCCCACCCUGGCCUCGCAUACCUUCACGUCAUCGAGCCCGACACAGUCACCAGAUCAAACGACUUUCUUCGUGAAAUAUGGUCUCCACGGCCAUUUAUAAGCACUGGCCGACACAACAGAGAGUCAGCAAUUGAAAGGUCGGAAAAAAGCGACGAUCUCAUCGGUUUUGGACGUUGGUACAUAUCGAACCCCGAUCUGCCAACGAGGCUGAUGAAUGACACGCCUUUAGCGCCUUAUCGCAAUGAGACGUUCUAUGUGCCUGUUAAAUACGACAGUACAGGAAAAGGUUACAUCGACUUUCCGUUCGCACAUGACUAUGGACAGCAUACGGUCACAGAAGUGAGGCAGCAGUAG
This is a messenger RNA of Psilocybe cubensis, 1089 nucleotides long. RefSeq lists its product as uncharacterized. Lineage: Eukaryota; Fungi; Basidiomycota; Agaricomycetes; Agaricales; Agrocybaceae. The coding region runs from base 1 to 1089 and encodes 362 amino acids. Gene Ontology annotation, molecular function: FMN binding; NADPH dehydrogenase activity. The transcript is spliced from 5 exons. The record is from RefSeq and is a predicted model, not a curated record.